Haliotis rubra (blacklip abalone) is the source of this 1232-nucleotide messenger RNA. Its product is annotated as ceramide synthase-like. The record is from RefSeq and is a predicted model, not a curated record. The transcript is spliced from 5 exons. Gene Ontology annotation, cellular component: membrane; endoplasmic reticulum. NCBI's taxonomy places the organism in Eukaryota, Metazoa, Mollusca, Gastropoda, Lepetellida, Haliotidae. The coding region runs from base 9 to 809 and encodes 266 amino acids. Gene Ontology annotation, biological process: lipid homeostasis.
GUUGUCAAAUGGCGACUGUGGCCACGGAUGUGUGCCUCCUACUCGCCGGUUCCUUGUUUUAUCCUUCAUUAUAUUACGUGCUGAGGAAAGGUUUACAACGUAUAUGGAAACAGAGAUUGUCUGUGUGUGACAUUUUCGAACUGAGCUUACGAUGUGUCUCGAGUAUCCAAGCACUCAUAUCGUGUGUGGUGGGAGUGCUCAUCAUCACAUCCUGCCAAGAUAUCAUGUAUGAUCAGAGCUGGCUCACCAACAAUUAUGCAAAGUUUGUGGUGCCGUACUUCUACUACGACACUUGGGCCAUGUACAGAACUCACUGGUACCUGUACCCUGGGGUGCAGACGAUGACUAGAGGACAGCGGGUUCAACACUUCCUGCAAUCCAACGCCAUGAUGAUGGUCCACCACGUUGCACUACCCCUGGUGUUUUUCCCUUUAGUGCUGUAUUUUCGAGAAGGAAAGGGUGAUUUCUUUGUUGGAGUGUUUUAUCUCUUUGAAAUGGCUGUACCAUUUAUUGCUGCCAGAUUUGCCUUAGUGCAGCUGAAGCUGCAACACACCGUCCUGUACAUCGUGGUGGGGCUGAUGAUGAUUGCUAUGUUCUUCAUCAGCCGUGUGUUGAUAUUCCCAUAUCUGUACUGGUCGUACGCUCGUUACAAGGACAUCCCCAUCAGCCACGUCCCCUACACCAUCCCCAUCAAGUGCAACGUCAGCUGCCUCGGACUCCUUCUUCUGCAGUUCUACUGGCUGUACCUAAUGAUCCGGGGUGCAUUUAGAGUGUUUUAUAAGAUCUACCUUCAAAGGAAAAGCAGCUGAUGGCUACACCCUGAUGUAUACAGAAUCUAGACGAUGUAUACAUCAAUGUGACCCUACCAGGGAGAUAAUUCUACCCUUGAUGAUGAAACAUCACAUCUUUUAUUCAUCCAUCUCAUAAGGAAUAACUGAUCAGUUGUAUAAACAUAUACGGUAUUUGUCAUAUUGCUUCCUGACUUUCUCAUAGACCAGUCUGAAAGUAAUCAUUGUACAAGCCAGUGUAUAAGACCUCAUAUCUGCACAACAGUCCAUAUGUCCAUGUGUAUUUUACAGGUUGUUACAGAUAAAAGCAUGUCAGAGGGGGUAUACUCCUCCAUCUUAUCCAAUAAGUUUUAUCAAAGUUUCAUCAGAGUUUUAACCAAAUUCAACAACUUCAACUUGUGUACAUUGGUUAGAUGUAGAGCUCCAGAUAAGAUUUAGCUCAUG